AUGCAGUCACAACAGCCAGUAUGCCCCAAGAAGGCAACUUUCAAUGGCGCUGAGGGAGUCUCUAAUGUUUUGGAAUUUGCAAAGCACGUUUUCACGACCCCAGGAGCUCGCAAACCCAAGCACUUCAUCUACGACACAGCCUGCGACGUACGACAGCAGGUUUUGGCAAACAAGGAUGAGUUCUGGCUCCUGGUUGGCAUGUGUGUCGACAUCUACCACCUCCAGAACAAGCACAAGAAAACACAUACAUUCUGUCAAACACACUGCAACCUGGCAGACUACCCCGAGCUCAAGUCAGAAGACGGCAGCGGAUGGUGGUUCAACACCUCCAUUGCUGAGCAGUUUCUUCCUCAAUAA
Molecule: messenger RNA, 357 nt
Organism: Coniophora puteana RWD-64-598 SS2
Lineage: Eukaryota; Fungi; Basidiomycota; Agaricomycetes; Boletales; Coniophoraceae
Exons: 4
Coding region: 1-357 (118 amino acids)
Source: RefSeq, a predicted model, not a curated record